CAACCAUACACCCCACUUGUACUAAAGUCCUUGAAACCAUUUCUCUUCCACCGUUAAUCCUUUGCAUAGACAUUGAAAAUGUUGUUGCUCAAGUUUUUAGUCAUCUCAUUCACAGUUCAAACCCUAAUUAUCCAAACCUGUCUUGCCCAAAACACCCCACAAGACUUUGUCAAUGCACACAACGCCGUCCGGGCUCAAGUUGGGGUCGGUCCGAUCACUUGGAAUGACACCGUAGCGGGAUACGCGAAACAUUAUGCGAAUCAAAAGAUAAUAAAUUGCGAGAUGGAGCAUUCCUACGGGCCUUACGGAGAGAACCUCGCGGAGGGUUACGGAAGGCUUGAUGGUGUUGAUGCUGUAAAAAUGUGGGUUAGUGAGAAGCCUAACUAUGACUAUCGUUCUAAUUCAUGUGUCGGUGAUGAGUGCCUGCAUUACACUCAGGUUGUGUGGCGCAAUUCGGUUCAUUUGGGGUGUGCUAGGGUUCAGUGCAGGAAUGGUUGGUGGUUUGUCACUUGUAACUAUGAUCCUGUGGGGAAUAUUGAGGGUGAAAGACCUUAUUGAGUGUUAAAUGAAUAUGGUUUUUUUCGUUAAUGAUAUUAAUAUAUUAUAAUAUUGUGGAA
Messenger RNA from Tripterygium wilfordii, 617 nucleotides. Its product is annotated as basic form of pathogenesis-related protein 1-like. The coding region runs from base 79 to 558 and encodes 159 amino acids. NCBI's taxonomy places the organism in Eukaryota, Viridiplantae, Streptophyta, Magnoliopsida, Celastrales, Celastraceae. The transcript has a single exon. Gene Ontology annotation, cellular component: extracellular region. The record is from RefSeq and is a predicted model, not a curated record.